Molecule: messenger RNA, 1191 nt
Organism: Pyrenophora tritici-repentis Pt-1C-BFP
Lineage: Eukaryota; Fungi; Ascomycota; Dothideomycetes; Pleosporales; Pleosporaceae
Product: lipase
Biological process (GO): lipid metabolic process
Source: RefSeq, a predicted model, not a curated record
AUGGGCUUCUUACGCUGCCUUUUCGUAUAUUGUUUGGUCUUCACCGCAGCCCUUGUUGACGGUCAUAGGGGCGAUGCGAUACAACAACCACUGCUCCGCGGAGCCAACAAGGCCAAUGACACGCUAAUCACCCAGAAGCUCUUCUGGGAACUCGAGGAACUCGCGCGCAUAGUCGACAUUGCGUAUUGUGUAGGCGCCGCUGGUCUGGGAAUUCAGAAACCCUUCAAGUGCGCCAGCCGGUGUAGCGAUCGCGACUUUGAAACGUUUGAGUUGGUGACGGCAUGGAACACCGGUCCUUUCCUGUCCGACUCCUGCGGCUACAUUGCCCUCUCACACUCUCGUACCAAUCCGCGCCUCAUCCUCGCUUUCCGCGGCACCUACUCGGUCGCGAAUACCAUCGCCGACCUCUCCACGAUACCGCAGCAAUACGUACCCUAUCCCGGCGACGAUGACGAUGAAACUUCCGAUUUUAUAGCACCAAGAGUCGACCCUUCCGACCGGGACCCGCCGUCCGCUGAGCCGCCCAAGUGCGAGAACUGCACUGUACACACCGGCUUCUACUCGUCGUGGCUCAACACACGAAAGGUCGUCCUUCCGCAUGUGUCCAAGGCGUUGCAGAGAUACCCCAACUACAAGCUGGUCUUGGUGGGACACUCGCUGGGCGGAGCUGUUGCGACCCUGGCUGGGCUAGACUUCAAGGCACGCGGAUGGGACCCGCAUGUCACCACCUUUGGGGAACCAAGGCUUGGAAAUAAAGAAUUCAACACCUACGUGGAUGACCGUUUCGAGCUAACGUCGAACCACGAGAACAACAAGAUGCACCGCGUUACCCACGUGGGUGACCCUGUGCCUUUGUUGCCCUUGUCUGAAUGGGGCUUCAGCAUGCACAGUGAGGAAAUCUUCAUAUCCGAGUCCAGUCUGCCCUUCUCUAUUGCCGAUGUACACUACUGUAAUGGUGAUGAAGAUCCGCACUGUAUUGCUGGCAGCGACCAUGACAAACCUGCUUGGGGUCUGCCCACUCGCUUCAAGUUCUGGCAGCUCUUUUUCGCCCAUCGCGACUAUUUCUGGCGACUGGGCCUAUGCAUGCCUGGUGGCGAUCCUGGCGACUGGUACGGUAAGUAUCCCGGACACAGAACAAGCGAUGAUGAUGAUUCUUCAGAAAUAGUUGAGUUGUAAUGAUGAAUGUAACCU